This is a messenger RNA of Camelina sativa (false flax), 1696 nucleotides long. RefSeq lists its product as uncharacterized. Lineage: Eukaryota; Viridiplantae; Streptophyta; Magnoliopsida; Brassicales; Brassicaceae. The record is from RefSeq and is a predicted model, not a curated record.
CAAUUCGUUUACUUGUACCAGUUACUCAGUUUAGAUCCUAAGAUUCACAUGUAGAGUACUCCCAUGAGGCCAUAACAAACUAGAAACAGGAAACAUUUAAAUAAGAAAGGUAAAUGAGAAAAAGGUGUUGUUAUUUGUUAAUAAGAAGCAUUGCUUCUACUAGUAUUAUUUUUCUUUUCUCAUUCAUUAUUGCAACCACUGUCUUUUCGAACUUGGUGACAAUCUUUAGUACUACAAAACAAAAGAUUUUGACCGGUCCUCGCUCUCAUCCUUUUCUUCUCCCCCUUUCUCCAACACUUGUUUAUUUCUCUUUCUAGUUCUUGAAAAUUCAAGAUUCAAAGGCACACGUAUGGCUACCUCUUGGUAAAUCCAUAAAAAGGCACACAUAUGGCUGAACCAUCGGGUGGUGGAGCCAGAGAGAUGGUUAUGAGAGAGUAUAGGAAAGGAAACUGGACUGUGAGUGAGACCUUGGUGCUCAUAGAAGCCAAGAAGAUGGAAGAGGAGAGACGUGUGCGGCGGUCGGAGAAAAAACCGGAAAACAGAAACAAAUCUAUGGAGCUCCGGUGGAAGUGGAUAGAGGAGUAUUGUUGGAGAAGAGGAUGUCAGAGGAACCAGAACCAGUGCAACGAUAAGUGGGACAAUCUCAUGAGGGGUUACAAGAAGAUCAGAGAGUACGAGAGAUCAAGAAUAGAAUCUUCUUUUAACACCGGCUCUUCUUCCUCUCGGCCGGCGUCAUACUGGAAGAUGGAGAAGAGUGAGAGGAAAGAGAGGAGCUUGCCGAGUAAUAUGUUGUCUCGUAUAUACGACGCUUUGGCUGAGCUUGUCGAGAAAAAGACUCUUCCAUACGGUAACGGUGGCCAGAUCCUAAGAGUGUGCCAAGGAUUUGUAGCUCCGAUGAUGGCUCAGCCGAUGCAUCAAAUCCCGACUACUAUUGUGUUAUCUCUUCAGUCACCACCGCCGCAACAACCUCUAGUCUUAUCACAUCCUCCACCGCCUCAACCUCCACCCUUCACAUUUCACGCUGAGCCUAUACAGCCCACAGUAGACACAUCAGCGGCGAAGCGAAGGAGAACAACAACGCCGGGAGAAACGACGACCGCGCAAGGAGAGAGUGAGGAUGCGGAGGUUAUGGUUGGAGCGGCAAUAUCGAGAAGCGCGUUGGUGAUCGCACAAAUGAUAAAACAGAGUGAGGAGAGACAAGAGAUGAGGCAUAAGGAAGUGAUGAGGCUGCAAGAGAGAAGACUAAAGAUGGAGGAAUCGAAAGCUGAUAUAAACAGACAAUGUAUGAGUGGUUUGGUGGACGCCAUUAAUCAACUCGCAACUUCCAUUCUUGCUUUGGCUUCUUCUUCGUCUUUGCCAUAACAAAUCACAAUCAUCAAGGAGGUCUACCAUUAAAAUUGUAUUGACUAGAUGUUUUAGUUAAGUUGAUGAUUAGUUAGGAUGUAGAUAUGUAAAUAUAUGAAUCUUGAUUUGUAACUAUGGUAGCAUUAGCAUAUAAAGUAUAGACCCAUCAACUAUGCUAGCUUGUCAUGGAGUAAUUAAUGGAUCAUUUAAUCAUGCAGUUAAAAAGUUGUCUUUAACGUUGAUGAUGGAAUGUGGAGUUUGGAAGUGUACGCGUUAGUGAGGCUAGUGGUAAAAGGGUGGAGGUAGAUUUAAGAGAGAGUGUGGUCAAAGGAUUAUUAUAGUGGUCAAAGAG